AAUAAAUUUAAGAAAAGAACUUUUUCUGUUUCUCGAUUAAUUGGGUGCUGUCACACGAAAAAAAUGGUGGCAGAUGUAGACAGAUGGAUAGAUAUAGCUCGUGAGUGUAAAUACCUACCUGAAAAUGAAAUGAAGAAACUUUGUGAACUGGUUUGUGGCUUGUUGCUUGAAGAAUCUAAUGUACAUUAUGUUUCUACUCCUGUUACUGUCUGUGGAGAUAUUCAUGGCCAAUUUUAUGACUUGGAAGAGUUGUUCCGAACUGGGGGUCAAGUUCCAGACACAAACUAUGUGUUCCUUGGGGAUUUUGUUGAUCGGGGCUACUACAGUUUAGAAACUCUCACACGGUUGCUUACCUUGAAAGCCAAAUAUCCAGACAGAAUCACUUUGUUGCGAGGAAACCAUGAAUCCAGACAAAUCACCCAAGUUUAUGGCUUUUAUGAUGAGUGUCAAAACAAAUAUGGCAAUGCAAAUGCAUGGAGAUAUUGUUGCCAGUUAUUUGAUUUACUCACUGUGGCUGCGUUAAUUGAUGGUGAAGUGUUGUGCGUGCAUGGCGGCCUUUCUCCCUCUAUUCGGACACUGGAUCAAAUCCGCACAAUCGAACGAAAUCAGGAGAUCCCGCACAAAGGAGCGUUUUGCGACCUAGUGUGGUCUGAUCCGGAGGACGUUGAAACAUGGACAAUAAGCCCUCGAGGUGCUGGUUGGCUUUUUGGCUCCCGUGUCACCCAUGAAUUUAUGCAUCUCAACGGAUUAGACCUGAUCUGUCGUGCUCACCAAUUGGUUCACGAAGGCUACAAGUUCAUGUUCGACGACAAAUUAGUGACCGUCUGGUCAGCACCAAAUUACUGCUAUCGUUGCGGCAACGUGGCUGGAAUCUUGGCGCUGAACGAGGACAAGUCCCGUAAGCCUAAACUAUUCAACGCUGUGCCCGAUAGUGAGCGCGUAAUUCCGCCGUACACGACGACACCCUACUUCCUGUGAGUUUUAAAAACAUAGCCCUGAAACUUCUCCAACCACUCUGCAUUCGUUGAUAAAUAAAUAAACACGUGUAAAAUCAGUUCAAUCCUCCAAAAGUCAAUAAAUGCUUUUAUGCUGA
Messenger RNA from Daphnia carinata, 1093 nucleotides. RefSeq names its product serine/threonine-protein phosphatase 6 catalytic subunit-like (gene PpV). Gene Ontology annotation, biological process: G1/S transition of mitotic cell cycle; peptidyl-serine dephosphorylation. The transcript is spliced from 5 exons. The record is from RefSeq and is a predicted model, not a curated record. Lineage: Eukaryota; Metazoa; Arthropoda; Branchiopoda; Diplostraca; Daphniidae. Gene Ontology annotation, molecular function: protein serine/threonine phosphatase activity. Gene Ontology annotation, cellular component: cytoplasm. Bases 64 to 978 code for a protein of 304 amino acids.